Procambarus clarkii (red swamp crayfish) is the source of this 668-nucleotide messenger RNA. RefSeq lists its product as uncharacterized. The record is from RefSeq and is a predicted model, not a curated record. Lineage: Eukaryota; Metazoa; Arthropoda; Malacostraca; Decapoda; Cambaridae.
AGGUGUGUGUGGUGGUGACGACCUGCCUGUUAGGCCUGGCUGUGGUGGCGGGCCAGGACGCCGAAGGGUCCGGGAAGGACACCAAGGGUCUCGCAGCAGCAGGAGGGAUGCAGAGGAUUGAGGGAGAUAAGAGGCAGGAGAGACUGCUCUUCGCCUACUCCACCACCACUUCCAUCAAGCGCCUCGCCACCACCACCCUCACCGCCAUCUCCACCUGCCUCUCUACAUCGCUUAAUGCUCCGGCAUGUCAGGGGCGCAGGAAAAAGUCGCUCACUAUUAGUCUUGAAAAUCUGAAGAACUUGUCGGAGGACAUGGCACUGGACCUGCUACCCAGCCGGGCGGAGGUGGAGGAGGUGGACCAGCCGGCCGGCCGGCUAGUGUCGGAUCGAAAGGGCCGGAAAUUCACCAUCUGGUCGUCAUAUAUCAGCACCUUGACCCUCACUUCCACCUCCUACCUUACCGGCACCACCAUCACCGCCACAGCCUACUGCAUCGCCCCGGGCGUCAGCCAGGGAUGCUUCGGCAAGUAGGCCUAUAGACAGUGCCCCCACACUAGCACUCGGGCCUACCUACUAUAGGCUUUCGCUAUGCAAUACAACGACAAAGGAAUUUAAUUGAUCUGUCAUGUAUUUAGACGUCAUUGUUCUGUAAUAUUUGUUUGGACUCAA